Molecule: messenger RNA, 6777 nt
Organism: Cygnus olor (mute swan)
Lineage: Eukaryota; Metazoa; Chordata; Aves; Anseriformes; Anatidae
Gene: SPECC1L
Product: sperm antigen with calponin homology and coiled-coil domains 1 like
Exons: 16
Coding region: 334-3759 (1141 amino acids)
Biological process (GO): actin cytoskeleton organization
Cellular component (GO): microtubule organizing center; filamentous actin
Molecular function (GO): protein binding
Source: RefSeq, a predicted model, not a curated record
UGACGGCGGGCGGCGGGGGAGGGGGAGGGCCGGGCGCGGGGCGGUGUUACCGAGCCGCGGGCUGAGCUCCCCGGGCCGUGUCCGCGGGGGGAUAACGCGGUGCUGCCGCUCCGGGAGCUGCGGGCUUCCCUCAGCAUCUCGCCGCCCUGCCGGCGGGGGGUGGCUGGGCCGGGGACCGAGAAGCUGCUGGUUUGGGGCAGAAAUGCGCGCUGCUUGCGGCUCCUCCGGGAGGAGAGUGUCGGGAAGAGCCGGAGGUUCCGCCGGAGGAUGUAGCCUGAGCAAGCCCUGCUCACCCCAAAAACAAACACAGACCUGGUGCUUCCUGCUCAUUUAAUGGUAUGGACUUUGGCUGCUGAAAGAUUUGUUUGUAAAUGCAUCAUAAACAGACAACCCAGAAUGAAGAAAGCAAGCAGGAGUGUUGGCUCAGUGCCCAAAGUGCCUGGAGUAAAUAAAACUCAAACAACUGAAAAAAACAAACCAGAGAACGGCUCCUCAUUGUCUGCAGUAACAAAACUCUCCAAAACCGGGACAUCAGCAUCCCUUUUGAAGACUAAGAGUAACGAUGACCUCUUAGCAGGGAUGGCUGGUGGCGGUGGAGUGACAAUGGCCAAUGGUGUCAAGGCAAAGAAGAGCACUUGUGUAUCAACAAUGUCUUCAGCUGCAGGGACAGCCAUGAACAGUCUGGAAAAUAAGCCUAAAACAGUUGCAGGUACAAGUUCCACAACUAAGCGUAGCACUUCAUCUGGAAAUAAAGACUCAGGCUCUUCUAGAGAGAGAAUACGUGAUCGUUCCCGUUUAAGCCAGAGUAAAAAAUUACCUUUGACUGGACAGGGGACCAAUGAUACAGUACUGGCAAAACGUUCCCGUAGUCGCACCAAUCCAGAAUUGGAUAUUCGAAUGAGUAAGUCCAAAUCAGACAGUCAAAUCAGUGACAAAGCUGCAUUGGAAGCAAAAGUGAAUGAUCUUCUGACAUUAGCAAAAACUAAAGAUGUGGAAAUCUUGCACCUGAGGAAUGAACUAAGGGACAUGCGUGCCCAGCUGGGACUUAAUGAAGAUCAAGUUGAAGGUGAUGAAAAAUCUGAAGAAAAAGAGGCCAUUGUUGUCCAUCAGCCAACUGAUGUAGAGUCUACGUUGCUACAGUUACAGGAACAAAACACUGCCAUCCGAGAAGAGCUCAACCAGCUGAAGAAUGAGAAUCGAAUGUUAAAAGACAGACUGAAUGCAUUAGGCUUUUCUUUGGAACAAAGGCUGGACAACUCUGAGAAACUCUUUGGCUAUCAGUCUUUGAGUCCUGAGAUUACAGCUGGCAACCACAGCGAUGGUGGUGGCACUCUGACGUCUUCAGUGGAAGGUUCUGCCCCUGGAUCAAUGGAAGACUUGUUGAGUCAGGAUGAAAACACUUUGAUGGACAAUCAACAUAGUAACUCCAUGGAUAAUUUAGACAGUGAGUGCAGUGAAGUUUAUCAGCCACUGACAUCAAGCGAUGAUGCCUUAGAUGCUCCAUCAUCUUCAGAGUCUGAAGGUGUACCAAGCAUAGAAAGAUCUAGGAAAGGAAGCAGUGGCAAUGCGAGUGAAGUGUCCGUAGCUUGUCUGACAGAACGGAUACAUCAGAUGGAAGAGAACCAACACAGUACAGCUGAAGAGCUCCAAGCCACGCUUCAAGAGCUUGCAGAUUUGCAACAAAUAACACAAGAGCUAAACAGUGAGAAUGAAAGACUGGGAGAGGAAAAAGUAAUCCUCAUGGAAUCUUUGUGCCAGCAAAGUGACAAGUUAGAACACUUCAGCCGUCAGAUUGAGUAUUUUCGGUCCCUUUUAGAUGAACACCAUAUUUCAUAUGUAAUUGAUGAAGAUAUGAAAAGCGGUCGCUACAUGGAGUUAGAGCAACGUUACAUGGACCUCGCAGAGAAUGCACGCUUUGAGCGAGAGCAGCUGCUAGGUGUUCAGCAGCACUUGAGCAACACGUUGAAGAUGGCAGAACAAGACAACAAGGAGGCCCAAGAAAUGAUAGGGGCAUUAAAAGAACGAAAUCACCACAUGGAACGGAUUAUUGAGUCAGAGCAGAAAAGCAAAACAGCAAUAGCAUCUACCUUAGAGGAGUACAAAGCCACAGUUGCCAGUGACCAGAUUGAGAUGAACAGGCUGAAAGCUCAGUUAGAGCACGAAAAGCAGAAAGUGGCUGAGCUGUAUUCUAUACACAACUCUGGAGAUAAAUCAGAUAUACAAGAUUUGCUGGAGAGUGUCAGGCUGGAUAAAGAAAAAGCAGAGACAUUGGCCAGCAGCCUGCAAGAAGAGCUGGCACAUACUCGCAAUGAUGCCAACCGGUUGCAAGAUGCCAUUGCUAAGGUUGAAGAUGAAUACAGAGUGUUCCAAGAAGAAGCCAAAAAACAAAUUGAGGAUCUUAAUGUGACUCUAGAAAAACUUCGGACAGAGCUAGAUGAAAAAGAGACUGAGAGAAGUGACAUGAAAGAAACUAUCUUUGAGUUGGAGGAUGAAGUAGAGCAGCAUCGUGCUGUGAAGCUUCAUGACAAUCUCAUCAUAUCUGAUUUAGAGAAUACAGUUAAAAAACUUCAGGACCAAAAGCAUGACAUGGAAAGAGAGAUAAAGAAUCUUCACAGGAGACUCCGGGAGGAGUCAGCAGAAUGGCGUCAGUUCCAAGCCGAUCUACAGACUGCAGUGGUUAUAGCAAAUGAUAUCAAGUCUGAGGCCCAGGAAGAGAUAGGGGACCUAAAGCGUCGAUUACAUGAAGCUCAGGAAAAAAAUGAGAAGCUCACUAAAGAGUUGGAGGAAAUAAAGUCACGCAAGCAGGAAGAGGAACGUGGCCGAGUAUACAAUUACAUGAAUGCCGUAGAGAGAGAUUUGGCAGCUCUGAGACAGGGAAUGGGCCUGAGUCGCAGAUCAUCCACCUCCUCAGAGCCAACUCCUACUGUAAAAACACUCAUCAAGUCAUUCGAUAGUGCCUCCCAAGUUCCAAGCCCUGCUGCUGCCACAAUUCCUCGCACUCCGCUGAGUCCAAGUCCCAUGAAAACGCCCCCAGCUGCUGCUGUAUCCCCUAUGCAGAGGCAUUCCAUAAGUGGACCGAUCUCUACUUCAAAACCCCUUGCUACACUGACAGACAAAAGACCGAGCUACGCUGAAAUCCCUGUUCAAGAACAUUUGUUGAGAACGUCUUCUACCAGCAGACCAGCAUCUUUGCCAAGAGUACCCGCUAUGGAAAGUGCCAAAUCUAUUUCGGUGUCUCGAAGAAGUAGUGAAGAAAUCAAACGGGAUAUCAGUGCACCUGAUGGAGCAUCUCCAGCAUCUCUCAUGGCAAUGGGUACCACCUCCCCACAGCUAUCGCUCUCAUCUUCCCCUACAGCAUCAGUCACCCCUACAACCAGAAGUCGAAUAAGGGAAGAAAGGAAAGAUCCCUUGUCUGCCCUAGCAAGAGAAUAUGGAGGAUCCAAGAGAAAUGCCUUGCUGAAGUGGUGCCAGAAAAAAACAGAAGGCUAUCAGAAUAUCGACAUAACAAACUUCAGCAGCAGCUGGAAUGAUGGCUUAGCUUUCUGUGCCGUCCUCCACACGUACCUCCCAGCUCAUAUUCCCUAUCAAGAGCUAAACAGCCAGGACAAGAGAAGAAAUUUUACUUUGGCUUUUCAGGCAGCUGAAAGUGUUGGUAUCAAAUCUACUCUGGACAUCAAUGAAAUGGUGCGAACUGAACGUCCAGACUGGCAAAAUGUCAUGCUGUAUGUUACAGCAAUUUACAAAUACUUUGAAACCUGAAACCCUAAUAAUUCAAAAGAUUCAUGGGAUAGAACCAACAUUAGCUACCAGAUCGAAAUCUUACUGAAAUGCUAAUCCCCAUUUCACUGAAAACUGGCAACAUUUGAGUCCCCUCAAACUUCAGUGACACUGUUCUGGAUUGCUUCAGAUUGCUUCAGCUACUAAGCUUGGAAACAACUGUUCGAAAGCAAGAACUUGUUGCCACGCUGCUUGGAAUAACCCAAGUUAUUAAGCUAUUCAGAUUAAUUAUGUAGCCUAAAGAGCCUGGACUACUGAUGUACUGCCUUUCCAGCCAGACUUCCUGAAGCUUUCUUUCCUAAGAGAGUGAGGUGAAUAGAUUCUGUAGCAUAUAGGAGACUAAAUGUACAGCUAAUGCUUUGAGAAGGAAAAGGAUAACAUGGCAUCAUAUUACUGAACUUUCUGUAGUGUCCUGAUACCACAGAGUCUGAAUCUUCCACCCACGGCCUAUGGCACCCCAAGACAGUGGAGUUCUAAUGAUGAUUUAGUUAUUGCCUUUACUGCUAUUUUCCCUCCUUCAAAAUGUGCACGAUAUUCUAGGAAAACAAGCUUUUGUUCCAUAACGACAACUUGAGUGGAAGAGUGGUCUUGAUACCUCGAAUAAUUUGGCACAGAAGAACUCUUCAUUCUAAAGCUUCGUUAUAAGCCUACCUCUGUCACAGCGAUGUGGCUUCCAACUUGAUCUUAUGGAUUGUAAAGACUAGCCACGUACAGCUCCUGGUUUUCAGGGUACGCUGUACUUAAACGGAUCUGUCACAACCUCCCUGUGCUUCCAUGAUAACAGAAAUGAAUCAAUAAUCAACCCUUGUAUGGCGUGUUCUUUCCCCUCUUCCUUCUUUGCCUGUAUAGCAUGCACAGCUACCCCAGGCUUUACUUCGCAGCAAUACAAGCAAACAUCAUGGAUAUCUGUGGUAGAAUUUUGGAACUGGGAUAGCAUUUCCUCUGCAGAGAAGAUACUUUCAAUAAGAUGUAAUAAUGAAGUAAUUUGUCUCAAAAUCCAGCUUUGCCAUGUUUCCUGUGUGUUUUUUUCGUUGAUGUCGCACAUCUUUAUCUGACUGACAGAAGGUGAGAUGUUCUCUGACAAGAACUGUGGAGGAACUAAUGAAAUGUGUGAAGACCCAGUAGUCUUGAAUAUUGCGUGGAAAAGACUCACUGUCACAGGAGGGAAUUGAGAAACUUUAGUCUUGAUCAGCUUUUAUUUUCCUAAAAUGUACCUGAAUUCAUGUAACAGCUCUCGGGCAAAAGAGUCCAAGUAAGUGCCUUAGCUAUCAUUGAAUUGAUACAUCCUGGCACUUCAGGGCUUUGUGAAGAAUGUUAAUGGCUCAGAAUGAUUUCAUCUAUCCAUUUGUCAUAAGCUGUUAAAUGUUUGUUGUAACCUUGUUUGUCAAAUUAAGGGAAGGCUUCACUCUGCCAUUGCUUCUGCCUCCUGUUUUUUGGAAUAUUUAGCAGCAGUUAAGCCACAGUUGAACAUGUCUUAUUAAUAUUAAGCAGAAGCCUACUUUAGAAGUGAGUUCUGUAACAACUGCUAUUUAUAAGCACAUGCUCUUUCAACACAGUAACCCUGUUAUUAAGAAAAUUAAUCUGCCAUUCCUGUGGUGCUCUUAUGACUGUUAAGGACAGUUUGAAUGUCAUGGAUGUUAACCCAGUGAAUGCACCCCUGCUUGGUAUCUGUGAAACUUCAUCAUGGUAUAAAAGCACAGAUUUAACUCAGAAUUAUUGCCAAAUCUCAAAAGCUAUCAUUUGAAGAACAUAGCCCACGUGAAAAAUAAUAAUUCAGCAGUUAGCAUUAGAUAAAAUUACUUCUUACAGUGCUUGCACUGACAGGUCUGUAACACAGUAAAAAUGUGCUUGUGAGAAUUAUGAAAAGUUGAUAAAUAACUACUUAAUCCACAAUGAGGGUCGUUGGAGAAGUUUUCAGAGCAGCAGUGUCUCAUACAUCCUUACAGUUCUUUAGACCGAAUGUCCCUAAAAGUAGCUAGAUACCCUCAGAUUAUCAGUUGGUGCACUUGAAGAGCCAACAUUGUCUAAAGACAAUUGUUGCAAGAGAGGCUUCAAAUGAAGAAUCUUCAUUAACAGAUUUUAAUAAAAGUCUGAAAUACAAUUCCCUCUCCCGUACGUUUCUUCUAAUAUUUUUAUUUUACUUCUUCAAAUUAGUCUCAGUAAGAAUAGUCCUAUAAGAAAUACCCACUCUUGCUGUUUCACAUUGCAUGUCUACUAAAUUCCAGUUUGUGCACAUUUGUGCUUAAAAAUCUCUGCUCUUCCCUUGAACAGACAUCCUUGUCUGUGAUUCUUAUUCAUUGCCAUAUAUUUUAAGAAAAUAUUUUUCUAAUGAAAAGGACAACAUUUCUUUCUCUAAAUCCACUAAUGACCAGUUGAAUUUUUAAGCUGAUUUUUUUCUAUCUAAUUGUCAACUUCGUUUACCCAAAAUAUUGUACUAGUCUUUAACCAAAAUAACACUUAAUGGUAUAGCCAUUUGUAGAAGGGGAAAUCGCAUUUUUCAGAUAACCUUCAUUUAAAAGAUGAGCUGCUUGUCUUCAGAGAGAGAGAGAGAGAAGUUAUGAGUAAUUAUAGAAAAGAUCUUAUUUUGAACUUCAUAGCUCUGCAAACUUCUUCUUGGUGUGGUCUGUCUGAUUAAACCUCUAUCUGUAAAGGAAUACUGGGCUCCAUAAGUAGAUUUUUUUUUAUAAAGAUAUAUCUGAGCCUUUACAAAUAAGAUGCCAUACAGCUGUCCAAGUGACCAUAAUGAAGCAAUGAAAGAUAUCAAACAAACAAAAUACCCUGCUGCAUUCUACUACGUGUUUUUUUCUAAAGGUUCAAACAGCAUUUAAUUUUUCAAAUAGGAUAGCUGUAGUCCUUCUGGAUGUGGGUGAUACUGUUCUACUUGGUUCCUACUUACACUUAAUCCUGAAACAGCCUGUUGGUUUUUUACAUACAAAGCGAGGUUUCUGCUGAUUUACUUUCCUCUCUUUUUCAGUCCAGAAAAUAUUUCAGAAUGUACUU